GUCACCGCUUUCGCUUCUGCUUGAUAUAUGUUUAAUAGACCAUACAGCAGAAAAUUGGAGGCCGAAGCUGACAAAAUUGGACUACUGCUUGCUGCAAAGGCUUGUGCAGACAUAAGAGCCAGUUCAGUGUUUUGGCAGCAAAUGGAGUUCGUUGAUAGCCUGCAUGGCCAACCCAAGAUGCCAGAAUGGUUAUCUACACACCCUUCUCAUGGCAAUCGAGUUGAGUACUUGGAUAGACUUAUACCUCAGAUUUGGUGAGUCUUGAAUGCCCCUGAAAACCAUUCUGCUCCAUUUCAAAAGUACUUCCCAGUCUUCGUAUUUUACCUAAAUGCAAAUUCACUGCCUUGGAGAGUGUGAGUCCAAGAAGAAAUCCUUUGGGCUAUUUCCUUGGCUUCUCUCCAUGACGAUUCCUGACUCGUGGCCCCGGCAAUCUUGGGAAGACAUCAUCCAGCUUCUUCAGUCCAGACCCUGGGCACCCCCCUUUUGCCAGGAUCGUCCCCACCCAGCCUGGACACAUUGACUGAACUGUUUUCUAGGACACUGCACUCAGCAAGACAUGGUGGUGAGCCCUGACUCUCAGUCUUCAUGAUUGAAGAACUCUUUUGUACAACACAAAGCACUCAAAAAGAGUGAAUGAAAUGUGCAGCUCAGAGUGUCAUUUCUGAAGGGAGGAGUCUUUCUCUUGGAGAAGAGUCCUCAAUGAGCCUGGCCGAGGCCCGGGAUCUGUGUGAAGUGGACUAAGGAUUAAGUAGGAUGUCAACUGAGACAGAACUUCAAGUAGCUGUGAAAACCAGCGCCAAGAAAGACUCCAGAAAGAAAGGUCAGGAUCGCAGUGAAGCCACUUUGAUAAAGAGGUUUAAAGGUGAAGGGGUCCGGUACAAAGCCAAAUUGAUCGGGAUUGAUGAAGUUUCCGCAGCUCGGGGAGACAAGUUAUGUCAAGAUUCCAUGAUGAAACUCAAGGGCGUUGUUGCUGGCGCUCGUUCCAAAGGAGAACACAAACAGAAAAUCUUUUUAACCAUCUCCUUUGGAGGAAUCAAAAUCUUUGAUGAGAAGACAGGGGCCCUUCAGCAUCAUCAUGCUGUUCAUGAAAUAUCCUACAUUGCAAAGGACAUUACAGAUCACCGGGCCUUUGGAUAUGUUUGUGGGAAGGAAGGGAAUCACAGAUUUGUGGCCAUAAAAACAGCCCAGGCGGCUGAACCUGUUAUUCUGGACUUGAGAGAUCUCUUUCAACUCAUUUAUGAAUUGAAGCAAAGAGAAGAAUUAGAAAAAAAGGCACAAAAGGAUAAGCAGUGUGAACAAGCUGUGUACCAGACAAUAUUGGAAGAGGAUGUUGAAGAUCCUGUGUACCAGUACAUUGUGUUUGAGGCUGGACACGAGCCAAUCCGUGAUCCCGAAACGGAAGAAAACAUUUAUCAGGUUCCCACCAGCCAAAAGAAGGAAGGUGUUUAUGAUGUGCCAAAAAGUCAACCUGCUGUGACCCAAUUAGAACUUUUUGGGGACAUGUCCACACCCCCUGAUAUAACCUCUCCCCCCACUCCUGCAACUCCAGGUGAUGCCUUUAUCCCAUCUUCAUCUCAGACCCUUCCAGCGAGUGCAGAUGUGUUUAGUUCUGUACCUUUCGGCACUGCUGCUGUACCCUCAGGUUACGUUGCAAUGGGCGCUGUCCUCCCGUCCUUCUGGGGUCAGCAGCCCCUCGUCCAACAGCAGAUGGUCAUGGGUGCCCAGCCACCAGUCGCUCAGGUGAUGCCGGGGGCUCAGCCCAUCGCAUGGGGCCAGCCGGGUCUCUUUCCUGCCACUCAGCAGCCCUGGCCAACUGUGGCCGGGCAGUUUCCGCCAGCCGCCUUCAUGCCCACACAAACUGUUAUGCCUUUGCCAGCUGCCAUGUUCCAAGGUCCCCUCACCCCCCUUGCCACCGUCCCAGGCACGAGUGACUCCACCAGGUCAAGUCCACAGACCGACAAGCCCAGGCAGAAAAUGGGCAAAGAAACGUUUAAGGAUUUCCAGAUGGCCCAGCCUCCGCCCGUGCCCUCCCGCAAACCCGACCAGCCCUCCCUCACCUGUACCUCAGAGGCCUUCUCCAGUUACUUCAACAAAGUCGGGGUGGCACAGGAUACAGACGACUGUGAUGACUUUGACAUCUCCCAGUUGAAUUUGACCCCUGUGACUUCUACCACACCAUCGACCAACUCACCUCCAACCCCAGCCCCUAGACAGAGCUCUCCAUCCAAAUCAUCUGCAUCCCAUGCCAGUGAUCCUACCACAGAUGACAUCUUUGAAGAGGGCUUUGAAAGUCCCAGCAAAAGCGAAGAGCAAGAAGCUCCUGAUGGAUCACAGGCCUCAUCCAACAGUGAUCCAUUUGGUGAGCCCAGUGGGGAGCCCAGUGGUGAUAAUAUAAGUCCACAGGCCGGUAGCUAGAUAGCGCAGGUCUGGGAGCCAGAGCCUCUGUACGCGCAGAUCAACAGACCUAAGAAAUAGCAUCGAUGCGAGCUCGUGGUGGGUGCUCAAGACUGGCAUGGACAUCAGCAUCACGACAGGCUCUCUUGUAUUCUUUCACCUCUUCCCACAAGAAAUUCAUGAUUGCCCAAUGGAACUCGCUCAGAAGAGGGAACUAAGCAUUUUUGGCAACCAAUGGCAGAUAUCUAUGGCAGCACACAAAAAAAGUAUAGAAAGAUCCACCCAACAUUAAAUCAGAAAUCAAGCAAAUGCUUACCCAACAAAUAUUUGAGCCCUCAUAGCUGGGUUUAAGAUGACUCAGUGUGCAAAAUUAUUAAUUCCCUUUUUAUUUCUCUACCUGUUGACCACUGUUGAGACACCAAAUUUGGAGUGACAGGCAUCAGAGGAUUACAACAGGGUUGGAACUGACUUCUUUAAGCAAAAGCAAAGGGUCUUCUGUGACCACAAUAUCGUCAUCCAUAUGCCUUUUCACAUAGGAUGAUGUGUUUUUUGUCACUCCAUGGGGCCUGGUCUGCCAUUUUCCCCCCUUUCCUUUUUUUGUCAUGUUUGAAAAUUAAUAGGUGUACAAAUUUUUGUAUUGCUUUUGACUUUUUUUAGAUAUGGGUGAAGAAAUCUAACUGGGGAGAAAAAAAGCCUCAGUGAAAUGAAUUAACUUGAAAUUACAAGACAAAUAAGUGGUUGAUUAUUCAUUAUGAUCACGAAUGUUGCCAAAACAGUCCUUUAGCUAUUCUGCAUCCUGGUGAAGAAAGACAGCUUUCAGUACGAACCUUCAUUCUGUGAGUAGGAAAAGACAUCAGAUCCCAUUGAUGAGAAAGAUGAAAAAUGCAUCUGAUUUCUUAAGAAGCUCUAAACUCUAAGUACAAUAAAAUGAUAUUUUUUAUUUUUCCGAUAUCUUGCUGCUGUGUUGCUAUGCAGACAAGUGUCUUCUCCACGUGCCAUUUUCAAAGAAAAGUCAUUUGCCAAAUAAUUCUGGUACAAUUCUGGUAAUGUGGUUUUGGAUCUUAAAAACCAACUUUCUAAUGGAACAAUGGUGGCAUAAAUAUUCAGAAUAACAAACUGAUUCUGUGGUCCAAAUGGUUCAUCUCUAUCUCUUUUUGUACAUCAGAAAAUUCAAAUGGGAUUUUUAUUUUAUAACUUGAAAAAAAAACCUUACCAUUAAACUCUUUAAAUAUUUAAGGGAAAUGGCUUUAAGGAGUUCUAAUGAAAAAAAAUUGUCUUUUUUUUGUAAAUAUAAAUGUUAAUGAAAAUGAUUUUUAAUAAUGCCAUUACACUGUAGAGAAGGUAGCAGAUUGAGUGCAAGGUGUGACAAACUUGAUGGAUGGGGCUCACUUUCCAGACGUUAUUCUGGAGCAUAUGGUAGGAAGCUGGAGUGCAGGGACAGCUGGCAGGAGCAGUUGGCCAAUCAGCAGCUAGUGAACGGGAAGGGAGCACGUGACUCCAUCAUCUAGCCUUUCCACGAGAGUCCCCACCCUACGUGCAACACAAGAAAAAGACAAUUCACAUUCUGAAGAAUUCAGAUUCUGAAACUCUCCCACCUCCCCACUCCCACCUACCCCCGAUAUAAAUCACUGGACUGUUUGUACGUGAAACAGAAGAGGCUAAGCUUCCUUUUUUUACACUUAUGAGACAAAAAGUGCAGUGUUUGGUUCGUAUGUUUAGCACAUGAUUUUCAUAAAGAAUCUAUAUAUUUUUGCCCUACAGAGAAUUGUUAUACAGGUCAAGUGUGUUUUCCUGAUGUUCCUAUGCAGUUACAGUAUGUUGAAAGUGUUUUAACACUAAGAAGAAAACUUUAAAGAUUCAUGUGAUUAAUUGGAUUUGAGGAUAAUUAUUAUUAUUUGGUUUUUAGAUUUGAAAAGUAGAAUUUCCAUUGAGACAAUUGAUUUGAAUAGGCCUGCAUUUGAUUCUUCAUAUCAAUAGAAACUAAAAUGAUUUGGGAGAUUCAUUUGAAAAAUGAUUGUAUACUUGUUCACAAAGCGAAAAGUGAUACAUGAAGGUAAUGGUUAUCAUUUAAAGCCCACAUUUUACACUAUCAGGUCACAGGAGUCUAAUUUUUUUUUCAGUUAGAUAAACUGACCAAACGUCUAUUCAAGAAUAUAUGUCAAUAUCAUCCUAAUGUGGAAGGUCCGAAGAACCAGAAAAGUGAGAAGGGCCGUUUACCUCCCUCUGUAGCUAUCACCUGUUGGUCCACAGAGUUUCUUGAGAAAUGAGCAAACAUUUUAUGAUUAGGUAACCCUUUCACAUGAACGGGAAGAUGGGAAAGGUGGAAUGACCAUAAGAGUUGGCCUGAGACCAGUUUGUUUUCUGGGGAUUUGGUAAGAUAGGCAGUUCCCAUGGGAAAUUGCUUAAAUUGCUUUGUUGCCUAUGAUUUGAUUCUAAACAAGUGGUGCUAUCUUCUCCCUCAAUAUGGCUGUCUUGAGUUUGUCUUGCAGUAUCACACCAUUAUACCAAUUCUUUGGGUUGCUUCUGACACAUUCAAAGUGAACUCUGGCUGAUGUUGCUGUUUCAGGUAUACCAUCUGGAGUUAAUUUCCUAGCAGAAGGUGAAAGUCCAGGAGAAUUGUCCUCUUUCAUUGAACAUGAUUGAAAAUGUAACUGGCUCUGAACUUCAAGAAGAUAGAUGCCCAAGUGAUGCAUUAAAGUAAGGGAAAUAAAGUCAAGUUUUUCAACUGCCAUCCAUAUUCUCAUUGGCAGAAUUCUGAUUUUUUUCCAAGCACUGUUUGGUGAGCCUGGAAGCACCGUAUCCUGUCCCAGGAGUACAGUGAAAUUUCCAAGCAAGAGCUGAGGUGCCAAUACCAAAAGACCAUGGGGAGUCUGCACGGUUCUGGUUAGAUCAAUAGAAAAUCCAUGUGUACAACUGUUAAUUCCUCAUCCUCCACUAGCACUAAAUUUGUCACUUUAAAUUUUGAAACCAGGGAAACACCACCUGUCAUUCUGUCCCCAUUCUCCAUAGCUCUUCAAUCUUUACAUGCCGCAAGACUUUUUUGAUAGCUCGUACUCAUCCCAGUGUCUCCUGAAACCCCAUCAUGUAAUGUACUGGGCACCUUCUUUUAAACAAAUGUUUACUCUGUGGGUUUGGUUCAUUUCAAUUUCUGCGUUCUGACACAUAUUUUUUUAAUAAAGAUGAGAAAGAGAAAAUGACUGUUGCAGUACCUUUCUAGACCUACUUUAACUUUACCUCAGAUGACAGUUUGUUAACAUAUAUGGACACAUUAUUUUUAACUUUAUGUACAAUGCAUUCAACAGAACAGCAAAAUUUUUAGAAAUUUUCCAUUAAUUUCUGUAACACACCAUGUAAAACUGUUACAAAUAAACAUGUUUGAGAACAACA
Molecule: messenger RNA, 5781 nt
Organism: Homo sapiens (human)
Lineage: Eukaryota; Metazoa; Chordata; Mammalia; Primates; Hominidae
Gene: DAB1
Product: DAB adaptor protein 1
Exons: 21
Coding region: 754-2415 (553 amino acids)
Biological process (GO): lateral motor column neuron migration; reelin-mediated signaling pathway; ventral spinal cord development
Cellular component (GO): glutamatergic synapse; synapse; cytoplasm
Molecular function (GO): signaling adaptor activity
Source: RefSeq, marked reviewed